This is a messenger RNA of Fusarium falciforme, 3156 nucleotides long. RefSeq lists its product as hypothetical. Lineage: Eukaryota; Fungi; Ascomycota; Sordariomycetes; Hypocreales; Nectriaceae. The record is from RefSeq and is a predicted model, not a curated record. Bases 1 to 3156 code for a protein of 1051 amino acids. Gene Ontology annotation, molecular function: protein binding. The transcript is spliced from 10 exons.
AUGUCUCAACCUUCGGCGAAUCCACGUGCUGGCCAGUCCGAAAUCCAUGAUCCUGACAACGGUCAAGUGAGAAAGAACAAUCCAGACACAACAGACAGCCAUGCUGCCAAGAUCAAAGAUGAACCCCCGCUCACCGGACGUCAACGAAUCGAUUCUUGGCGCACGAAGAUCGAGGGGCCGAGUGACUACCAUGAGAUGGCCGAGGAUGACGCCCGUGAGGACAAUGGCCUUUUCGAAGACUGGAAAUUGACGCCAUUGCAUGAGCUAGUAGAGCGGACAGGUGAUGAAGAUGAUGGUUCGCACGAGCUCGAAAGGCAGUUAGGUGAAUGGAAGGAUAUCCUCGAUGUCCGCUCCCCAGAAGAUCAGGAGACGGCGCUCCACAUGGCUAUUCGGAAAGGCUUCAACAAGAUGGCACGUCAACUCCUCGCAGCUGGGGCCAAAUUCAAUAUCGAGAAUGGCAGCAGGGAGUUACCAUUGCACUUGGCCUGUGACUACGGAGACCAACAACUGGUGGAGAUGUUGCUAGGAAAGGGCGCCGAUCCCGAGCGUAUGGACGCCUUUGGGUUCUACCCUCUUCACUCAGCCGUCGUGCGUGGCUUUGAAGCCAGAGUGGUGCGUGAUCUGCUUGGUCCUGGAGGAUCUGUCAUCAACAAGACCGCCGGUGGCGCACACUGGACUCCACUCAACAAGGCUAUCUACUAUAAAUGUGAGGAUGUGGUUGAUACCCUUUUGGAAGGAGGAGCAAGUGUCCGGAUCAAGGACUCGGAUGGAUGGACACCCCUAAUGACGGCAAUCAAAGAAGGUCUAUACGACACAUUUUACAAGUUGCUAAAUCAUCUGCAAGAGCGUCCGACCAAACGGGAUAUUGUCAUUAUACCAGACAAUGAUGGCAUGACGCCCCUGAUGCAACUAAGUGCUAAAGAACCCGGAACUCUAGUCAAACGCGCCAUUGAGGCUCUUCUUCAGAUGAAACCAGAUGUCAAUGUUACAGACAAGGAGGGGAAAACUGCGCUACACCAUGCAACAUUCUCCUCGGGUUUAGGGGUCUCGAUGGAGACAGAGCCCUAUACAGAUGUGGCACUGAUAUUAGUCAAUUCGCUGUCCGCCAAAAGACUCUUGCACCCAGACAAGAAUGGAGAGACUGCAUUCGACGUUGCAUUCGACAAGGAUAAGAAGAGCCUGGAAGUCCUGUAUGAUGACGACUCGAUGAAACACAUGCAAGACAUUGUCGAAAGGCUCAAGCAAUUCGAGUAUACGCCCAAGGUCUCUUCAGAACAAGCAUCGACAACCUCCGAAGAUUUCCAGGAAAACACCAAAACCAAGGCCCAGUUCACUUGGAUUCAUUUGCCGUCAACCAACAUGGUUUGGAUGGAGGACACAGCAAAGAAGAUACUAAAAGGAGAAGGGUGUUGCAAGAGCGAAGCCGAAAAGGCGGCCUCCUUUUUGCGCAGCAGCUGGAUCGAAAUCCCAGACAGAACGUCCACUUCGCGCUUCAUGAGGCCCCGGUAUGUUGUCAAGAAGGCAGACAGUGCGACUAAACGCCAUGCAGAAGACGAGAGUGAGUUGAAAGAUGCCAGCGAGCGAGUGUCCGGGCGAACAGGCAUCCGCUCCCGGCACAACGAGCAACGAGAAAAUCCCAGUACCGGUGAAGACGGUGAAGAUAGCCCAAAUGAAGGUCAAAGCAACUCUUCCGAGGAAACUGCUAAUACUCGAGGGCGAGAACUGGAAGAAGAGUCAAGCAGCCAUUCCCUUGUCAGCAGGGCUGUGCAGGCGGUCGAUACGGAUUGUGACGGCGCACAGAAAGGCAAAUCCUUUGCCGUUUCGGCCAUUUAUGUCAUCGAGAUGCCCUAUCUGUACUUUUCAACAUACCACCAGAGCGAGAGUGGCGAACCGAUGACGGACGAGCAGAGGGCGAGCACGAAAACCCCUUUAGACCUCGAGAAAAAGGUCCAAGAUGAGAUAGAGAUGCGUGAAGCACUCUUUGAGGCGUACCAAAAAUCGGUGAUUCACCAGCCCACAACCCUUGACGAGUUCUACUAUCAAUUUGCAUCGGACAAGGACUCUGUCGGGGACCGGAACUCGCGCAACAAGGACCAGGUCGUCACGAAGUAUCUACAGGGCCUAGACAUCAAGAAGCAAAGAUUCUGGCCUUUGUUGCGAGUUAGCCAACUCUGGAUCUGGACUAUCGACGACAAGUGGUUAAUUACUUCGACCUCUUGCGCAACGAACGAUAUUCGAGACAAUCUCGUGACAGACAUUUUGGGGCAUCUUCAGAGGCAAGUCGAGAAUGGAAGCCGUCAACUCGGACCAACGUCUGCCGCUGAAAUGAGCCAGGUAAUUGUCGAUUAUUGCAUUGGUACCUACGACAGGAAACGAAGGCGGCAAGACGUGAAUCGCCAGCAUCAGGUGGACAUGGACAGGGUAGAUCAGAGCACUACUGAGGACGGGAAACACAAAGAAGAGCGUUCGAUCCACCAAAUCUUCUCAGACUCCAUCAAUGAGAUCGGGAGAAAAGAGUCGAGCUUGUUCAGUUCGUCAUACCACCGCCGCAACGACGCAAGAGAAUUGAAAACCGGCCUCGAUGCUGAUCGCACAUUCAAGAUGUUGAAGGCUCUCCGGGCUGCGCUCACGACGGUUUCAGAACAACUAUGUCACAUCAAAGAUAUUCGCGACGAACUCAACAUUUUGAUGUCGAUUGCAAGAUUCCAACGCAAGGUCCAGGUCAAGACUACACUCACGCUCCAGGAGAGUGACAUUGCCGGCUUCCAAGCAGAGAUCGCCAAUUGGCAGGCAAGCGAGUCCGUGAAGCAGGGCAAGGAGUCUUUCAAGCAAGGGAAAAUAGUUUUGAUAUUUACCCUUGUCACCGUCUGCUCCCUCUCAUUUCUCACCUCUCUCUUUGCGUUGGAUGUCGAGACCUUCAUGAAAGCCCCUGCUUGGGCUUUCUAUAUCAUUUUUCUCGUCCCUUUGAUAUUUCUGGGAUCCGCCGCUGGCUACGUUUGGAAGGCGGAGAUCAGGGGUUAUUUAGUAUAUCUCGGGAUACUAGCGAAGGAUACGGGCGAAAAGGCCGAGGCCGAGGAGGGAACAUCGACCGCUCGAUCUAUACCUAGUAAACGAAGGCUGAGGAGACGAAAAGGAUUUGCCGUGGAGCAUGGAUAG